AUGGAACAGAAUAAUGGCACUGAAGUAAUUGAAUUCAUUCUUCUGGGAUUUGCUGCUCAACACAAGUUUUGGCACAUAUUCUUUGUAGUAUUUUUGUUGAUCUACAUAAUCAUCUUAGUAGGUAAUAUUGGUGUGAUCCUCCUCAUCAAGAUAAAUUCUUCCCUCCACACUCCCAUGUACUUUUUCCUCCAGCAGUUGGCAUUUGUGGAUCUCUGCUAUGCCUCUGCCAUCACCCCCAAGAUGCUGGGAAACUUCAUAGGAACAAAGCCCUCCAUCUCCUUCACAGGGUGUGCAGUGCAGUUACUAGUCUAUGGGACUUUUGUGACCAGUGACAGCUACAUCCUGGCUUCCAUGGCUGUGGACCGUUACGUGGCCAUCUGCCACCCACUGCACUAUCCUGUUGUCAUGUCCCGGAGAUUCUGUGUUCAGCUGCUGGUUGGUUCAUACAUCAUGGGUCUCCUAAAUGCUUUCGUAAACACAGGUUUUACUUUCUCCUUGAAAUUUUGCAAAUCCAACGCAAUCAAUCACUUCUUCUGUGACGUGCCUCCCAUUCUUGCCCUAUCAUGUUCCAGGAUUGACUUCAAUGUCAUGCUACUAGCAGGGUUUGUUGGGUUUAACUUGUCACUGACUGUACUGGUUGUCAUCUUCUCCUACGCCUACAUCCUGGCUGCCAUCCUGAGGAUAUCUUCUGCUUCGGGAAGGAAGAAGGCCUUCUCCACCUGCGCAUCCCACCUGACAGCAGUCACCAUUUUCUGUGGGACCCUCUCCUAUAUGUAUGUACGCCACGGAACCGACAAGUCUCAAGAGCAGGAAAAAGUGGCCUCUGUUUUUUAUAGUAUUAUGAUUCCCAUGCUAAACCCUCUCAUCUACAGCCUAAGGAACCAAGAUAUGCUAGAAGCUCUGAAACACUUAGGAAAUAAGUGCUCCUAG
Molecule: messenger RNA, 930 nt
Organism: Perognathus longimembris pacificus (Pacific pocket mouse)
Lineage: Eukaryota; Metazoa; Chordata; Mammalia; Rodentia; Heteromyidae
Product: olfactory receptor 5AK2-like
Exons: 1
Coding region: 1-930 (309 amino acids)
Biological process (GO): sensory perception of smell; G protein-coupled receptor signaling pathway
Cellular component (GO): membrane
Molecular function (GO): olfactory receptor activity; G protein-coupled receptor activity; odorant binding
Source: RefSeq, a predicted model, not a curated record